This is a messenger RNA of Nematolebias whitei (Rio pearlfish), 1506 nucleotides long. Its product is annotated as zinc finger protein OZF-like. The transcript has 2 exons. Gene Ontology annotation, molecular function: DNA-binding transcription factor activity, RNA polymerase II-specific; RNA polymerase II cis-regulatory region sequence-specific DNA binding. Gene Ontology annotation, biological process: regulation of transcription by RNA polymerase II. NCBI's taxonomy places the organism in Eukaryota, Metazoa, Chordata, Actinopteri, Cyprinodontiformes, Rivulidae. Bases 1 to 1506 code for a protein of 501 amino acids. The record is from RefSeq and is a predicted model, not a curated record.
AUGGCUCAAUUCUACGGCGGCCGAACGGGGAUGUCCCCUGCAGAUGUUCAGCAGACUCUGCUGAUCAGAGGAGAUGCUCCUGAGGAAUGGAGACCUGAUGUGAACCAGCAGGACCCAGAGCUCCUCCACAUCAAGGAGGAAGAGGAGGAACUCUGGACCAGAAUGGAGGGAGAGCAACUCAUUGUGAAGGAGGAGACUGAUGUCAGCAGGUUUUCAUUCACUGCAGUUCAUGUAAAGAGUGAGGAUGAUGAAGAGAAGCCUCUGUUCUUACAGCUUCAUCAGUAUCAAAUGGAGGACAGAGAUGUUCCAACCAGCAGCUCAGCUGACCAGAUGAAAGUAGAAGCUGAUGGAGAGGACUGUGGAGGAGCAGAAACCAGCAGGAACCCAGAUCUAAAUCCUCAUGGAGAUGCUUCCAGCUCUUCAGAGACUGAAGUCAGUGAGGAUGAUGAAGAGGACGAGGAUGGGGACAGUCCUGACUCUCAGCUGGAACACUUGUCAGACUCUGGGUCAACAACUGAAGACCGAGACAAAGACUGGAAGGAGAGCAGGUCUCCUGAGUCAGCUGUAAACUCUGUCAACAAAUGUUUCAGCUGCUCUGAGUGUGGUAAACAUUUUCUGCACAACCGGUCUCUUCAGAGACACUUGACAUGUCAUUCAACAGAAGGACAUUCAAGCUGUUUGGGUCAUAAGAAAAGUCUCAGAGAGAAGAACUGGAAAGUCCAGAUAGGACCAAAAUCAUUUAGUUGUGAUGAAUGUGGUAAAAGUUUUAACAGUAAUACACAUUUAAACUUACACAUGCAAAUCCAUACAAUGGAGGAACCUUUUGUAUAUGAGGAUUGUGGACAGAGAUUUAGCCAGAAGACAGAUUUAAAUGGGCACGUCAGAGUCCACACAGGACAUGAACCUUUUGUAUGUAAGGACUGUGGACACACAUUUAACUUGAAGACUAAUUUAAUCAGACACAUGAGAGUCCACACCGGAGAGAAACCAUUUGAAUGUAACCUUUGUGGACAAAAUUUUAGCCAGAAGUCUGAUUUAAACAGACACAUGAGAGUUCACAUGGGACAGAAACCUUUUAUAUGUGAGGACUGUGGACAAAGCUUUAGCAGAAAUUUUCUUUUAAACUCACACAUGAGAAUCCACACAGGAGAGAAACAAUUUGUAUGUGAUGACUGUGGGCAAAAAUUUAGCUGGAAGUUUCAUUUAAACAGACACAAGAGAGUCCACACAGGAGAGAAACAAUUUGUAUGUGAGGACUGUGGACAAAAAUUUAGCCAGAAGUUUCAUUUAAACCAACACACGAGAGUCCACACAGGCCAGAAACCUUUUGUAUGCGAGUACUGUGGACAAAGAUUUAGCCAGAAGUCUAAUUUAAACAGACACACGAGGGUCCACUCAGGACAAAAACCAUUUGUGUGUGAAGACUGUGGACAUAGAUUUAGCCAUAAGACUAAUUUAACCAGACACACAAAAGUACACAGGAAACAAAGCUCUCCUCUGCAGUGA